AUUCAGCAAGAGGGUUCAAUGUGAUUGAUGACAUCAAAGCCAUGGUGGAGAAAGAAUGCCCUGCCGUGGUGUCAUGUGCUGAUAUUCUUGCAUUGGCUACUAGAGACUCUGUAGUUUAUUUGGGAGGACCAUCUUGGGAAGUAGGCUUACGAAGAAGAGAUUCUACUACAGCAAGCAGACUUGAUGCUAAUAACUCCAUUCCUACACCCUCCUUCAGUCUAAGUACUCUCAAACAGAAUUUCGCUAACCAAGGCCUUUCAGAGAAAGACUUGGUGGCCCUUUCAGGGGCACAUACCAAUAUACCAUUGACCUAGCUCAAUGCAGACUUUUCGGACCACAUAUCUACAAUGACACCAACAUUGAUGCCUCUUAUGCCAAAUUCUUGCAGAGCAAGUGUCCCAGAACUGGAAACGACAAAUUGCUCGAACUCCUCCACCGUCAAACUCCCUUCCAUUUCGAUAACCUGUACUACAAGAAUUUAGUUCAGAAGAAGGUUCUUUUUCAUUCUGACCAGAAGCUGUACACCGGCGAUUCUACCGACCAUCUAGUGGGGAAAUAUGCUACGGAUAGAGUUGCAAUUUUUUAAUGACUUUGCCGGGGACAUGGAUGAAAACGAGCAGAAUCAAGCCUCUCACAGGAGGAAAAAAAAGGGAAAUCAGACUCAAUUGUGCUAAAGUCAACUAAACAUCAACUACUUAAAAUUAUGUAAUAAUGGUUAUUUUUCAUUCCAAAACUAUGUCUGAAUUUCGAUAAUUUGUUCUUGGUGUCAAGGAACCUGGUUUAUUUCAUCAAUAAACUUUCUUGAGUUUAUGUGAAUGUGCACAUGAUUUUCCCAAGCUCUUCAGUUUUCCUGUAGACAUAUUUACAUCAAUGUAAGUUCAAUUAUUUAUUACAUCUAUUUGGUUAUAGUGAUCUUCUAACUAUAACUUUGUCAUCAUGCUAAGAUGCAAUGAAAAUAAUCAUAAUAUUUAUUCAGCUUAUCCAUACAAUUUACAUCACUGUGAGAUCAGGAAUUCAUCAUGACCAAAAGGUUUACAAGAAUAUUAUAUUUUGUUAGAGGGAUUGAAUCUACAUCGUUUAGAAAACUGAUAUAUCAUUACUAUACAACUAGCUAAACAAAAAAACAACG
Molecule: messenger RNA, 1129 nt
Organism: Arachis ipaensis
Lineage: Eukaryota; Viridiplantae; Streptophyta; Magnoliopsida; Fabales; Fabaceae
Source: RefSeq, a predicted model, not a curated record